Rotaria sordida is the source of this 963-nucleotide messenger RNA. NCBI's taxonomy places the organism in Eukaryota, Metazoa, Rotifera, Eurotatoria, Philodinida, Philodinidae. The record is from the annotation of a GenBank genome assembly.
AUGGAAAAUAAUAAAAUAUGUACUGAAUGGCAAUAUUAUACUGGCGCAUCAGCUAAUGUUGAUACAUCACUAUGUUCAGGUAAUCUUGGUUAUGAAUUUAGUAAUUCUAUCGGAUUUCUUAUAAUUCGUUUCUGUUGCCCCUAUGGUCGAGUGACUACAACCACUGUUGGACCUACAACCACUGUUGGACCUACAACCACUGUUGGAUCUGCAUCAACUGGAUGUGGUCGUGCAGCAGUUACUCCAGUGCGUACACGAAUUGUCGGUGGACAAGACGCAGUACCACACUCCUGGCCUUGGCUUGUUUCUCUUCAACGUUAUGGAAGUCAUUUUUGUGGUGGCACUUUAAUUGAUAAUCGACAUGUUUUAACUGCUGCUCAUUGUCUUCAAGAUAGAUCAAUGUUUAAUUCAGGAUUAACUGUUGUAGCUGGUCUUCAUACACGAAGUCGGUCAAAUGAACCACAAGUUCAACGUAAACAAGUUGCAAACAUAGUGAAUCAUCCAGAAUAUAAUGACGCUACAAAUGAAAAUGAUAUUGCUAUUAUUCGUUUAGCUUCACCUGUUCAACUCAAUAGUUAUGUCAAUAUUGCUUGCCUUCCAGGAAAAGAUCCUGUUUUAAACAACAAUGUUAUGAUUGCUGGUUGGGGUACAACAUCUUUUGGAGGUAGUUCACCAGAUAAACUUCGUCAAGCUAAUAUUAUUAUCAUGGAUUUAUGCAAACAAGUCUACCGUUAUGACAAUAACAAACAAUUAUGUGCCGGUAAUCAUCAAUAUUCAAAAGAUUCAUGCCAAGGUGAUUCUGGUGGUCCACUUAUGUACGAAGUUGAUGGUAAAUGGGUAGUCAGUGGUGUUGUUAGCUAUGGUGAUGAAUGUGCUAAAAUAUAUCGUCCUGGUGUUUAUGCUCGUGUUAGCUAUUAUCUACCAUGGAUUGAGAGUACCAUUGCUCGUUUAUCAGCACAAUAA